Messenger RNA from Molossus molossus (Pallas's mastiff bat), 6696 nucleotides. RefSeq names its product sodium voltage-gated channel alpha subunit 5 (gene SCN5A). Bases 205 to 6237 code for a protein of 2010 amino acids. Gene Ontology annotation, molecular function: voltage-gated sodium channel activity involved in cardiac muscle cell action potential. Gene Ontology annotation, biological process: AV node cell action potential; membrane depolarization during action potential; regulation of heart rate. The transcript has 29 exons. The record is from RefSeq and is a predicted model, not a curated record. Lineage: Eukaryota; Metazoa; Chordata; Mammalia; Chiroptera; Molossidae. Gene Ontology annotation, cellular component: axon; voltage-gated sodium channel complex; plasma membrane.
GGAGCCGAGACGGCGGCGGCGCCCGUGGGAUGCAGGGAUCGCGACCCCGGGGCCGCUGAGCCUGCGCCCAGUGCCUCGCGCCCCGCGCCGAACCGAGUCCGCGCCGAGGAGCAGCCACCCAGCCGGGGGCCCCAGCCCGGGGGACCAGCAGCUUCCCCACAGGCAGCGUGGGGACAGCCCGGGCCCCAGAAGCAGGAUGAGAAGAUGGCAGACUUCCUGUUCCCUCCGGGCACCAGCAGCUUCCGCAGGUUCACCCAGGAGUCCCUGGCGGCCAUCGAGAAGCGCCUGGCGGAGAAGCAGGCCCGAGGCUCGGCCGCCUUGCCGGAGAGCCGGGACGGGCUGCCCGAGGAGGAGGCCCUCCGGCCCCAGCUGGACCUGCAGGCCUCCAAAAAGCUUCCAGAUCUCUAUGGCAACCCGCCCCGAGAGCUCCUCGGGGAGCCCCUGGAGGACUUGGACCCCUUCUAUAGCACCCAAAAGACCUUCAUCGUGCUGAAUAAAGGCAAGACCAUCUUCCGGUUCAGCGCCACCAACGCCUUGUACGUCCUCAGCCCCUUCCACCCCAUCCGGAGAGCGGCCGUGAAGAUUCUGGUUCAUUCGCUCUUCAGCAUGCUCAUCAUGUGCACCAUCCUGACCAACUGUGUGUUCAUGACCCAGCACGACCCCCCGCCCUGGACCAAGUAUGUCGAGUACACCUUCACGGCCAUUUACACCUUUGAGUCUCUGGUCAAGAUCCUGGCUCGGGGCUUCUGCCUGCAUGCGUUCACCUUCCUCCGGGACCCGUGGAACUGGCUGGACUUCAGCGUGAUCAUCAUGGCAUACACAACUGAAUUUGUGGACCUGGGCAAUGUCUCAGCUUUACGCACCUUCCGAGUCCUCCGGGCCCUGAAAACUAUAUCAGUCAUUUCAGGCCUGAAGACCAUCGUGGGGGCCCUGAUCCAGUCUGUGAAGAAGCUGGCCGACGUGAUGGUCCUCACAGUCUUCUGCCUGAGCGUCUUCGCCCUCAUCGGCCUGCAGCUCUUCAUGGGCAACCUGAGGCACAAGUGUGUGCGCAACUUCACGGAGCUCAACGGCACCAACGGCUCCGUGGAGGCCGACGGCCUGGUCUGGGCCUCGCUGGACCUCUACCUCAACGAUUCAGAAAAUUACCUGCUCAAGAAUGGCACCUCCGACGUGUUACUGUGUGGGAACAGCUCUGACGCCGGGACAUGUCCUGAGGGCUACCGGUGCCUGAAAGCGGGCGAGAACCCUGACCACGGCUACACCAGCUUCGACUCCUUCGCCUGGGCCUUCCUCGCGCUCUUCCGCCUGAUGACGCAGGACUGCUGGGAGCGCCUGUACCAGCAGACCCUGAGGUCCGCAGGGAAGAUCUACAUGAUCUUCUUCAUGCUUGUCAUCUUCCUGGGCUCCUUCUACCUGGUGAACCUGAUCCUGGCUGUGGUCGCCAUGGCCUACGAGGAGCAAAACCAAGCCACCAUCGCUGAGACCGAGGAGAAGGAGAAACGAUUCCAGGAGGCCAUGGAGAUGCUCAAGAAAGAGCAGGAGGCCCUCACCAUCAGAGGUGUGGACACCGUGUCCCGCAGCUCAUUGGAGAUGUCCCCUUUGGCCCCCGUGACCACCCAUGAGAAAAGGAGCAAGUGGAGAAAACGAAUGUCUUCGGGGACCGAGGAGUAUGGGGAGGACAGGCUCCCCAAGUCUGACUCGGAGGACGGCCCCAGAGCAAUGAACCAUCUCGGCCUCACCCCUGGCCUCAGCAGGACCUCCGUGAAGCCACACUCCAGGCGUGGGAGCCUUUUCACUUUCCGCCGCCGAGACACGGGUUCGGAGACGGAUUUUGCUGAUGACGAAAACAGCACAGCGGGGGACAGCGAGAGCCACCGCACGUCACUGCUGGCGCCCUGGCCCCUGCGCCGGCCUAGUGCCCAGGCACAGCCUGGUCCCGGCAUGUCAGCUCCCAGCCACGCCCUCAAUGGCAAAAGGAACAGCACUGUAGAUUGCAAUGGGGUGGUGUCCUUGCUGGAGGCAGGUGACCCUGAGGCCACCUCCCCAGGGAGCCACCUCCUCCGCCCUGUGAUGCUGGAGCGACCCCCAGAAACGACAACUCCGUCGGAGGAGCCGGGCAGGCCCCAGAUGCUGACCCGCCAGGCCCCGUGCGUGGACGGCAUCGAGGGGCCAGAGCGGCAGCGGGCCCUCAGCGCAGUCAGUGUCCUCACCAGCGCGCUGGAAGAGCUGGAGGAGUCUCACCGCAAGUGUCCGCCAUGCUGGAAUCACUUCGCCCAGCACUACCUGAUCUGGGAGUGCUGCCCACUGUGGAUGUCCAUCAAGCAGAAGGUGAAGGUCAUGGUCAUGGACCCGUUUGCCGACCUCACCAUCACCAUGUGCAUCGUCCUCAACACGCUCUUCAUGGCGCUGGAACAUUACGACAUGACAGCUGAGUUCGAGGAGAUGCUGCAGGUCGGGAACCUGGUCUUUACAGGGAUCUUCACAGCAGAGAUGACCUUCAAAAUCAUCGCCCUCGACCCCUACUACUACUUCCAGCAGGGCUGGAACAUCUUCGACAGCAUCAUCGUCAUCCUCAGCCUCAUGGAGCUGGGCCUGUCCCGCAUGGGCAACCUGUCAGUGCUGCGCUCCUUCCGCCUGCUGCGGGUCUUCAAGCUGGCCAAAUCAUGGCCCACCCUGAACACACUCAUCAAGAUCAUCGGGAACUCAGUGGGGGCACUGGGGAACCUGACGCUUGUGCUGGCCAUCAUCGUGUUCAUCUUCGCUGUGGUGGGCAUGCAGCUCUUUGGCAAGAACUACUCAGAGCUGAGGUACCGCAUCAGUGACUCAGGCCUGCCCCGCUGGCACAUGAUGGACUUCUUCCAUGCCUUUCUCAUCAUCUUCCGCAUCCUCUGUGGCGAGUGGAUCGAGACCAUGUGGGACUGCAUGGAGGUGUCUGGGCAGUCACUGUGCCUGCUGGUCUUCUUGCUUGUUAUGGUCAUUGGCAACCUUGUGGUCCUGAACCUCUUCCUAGCCUUGCUGCUCAGCUCCUUCAGUGCAGACAACCUCACGGCCCCGGACGAGGACGGGGAGAUGAACAACUUGCAGCUGGCCCUGGCGCGGAUCCAGCGGGGCCUGCGCUUCGUCAAGCGGACCACCUGGGACUUCUGCUGUGGGCUCCUGCAGCGGCCCCAGAAGCCCGCCGCCCUGGCCGCCCGGGGCCAGCUGCCCAGCUGCAUCGCCACCUCCAGCCCCCCGCCGCCCGCAGAGGCAGAGCAGGCAGCUCCGGCCCGCAAGGAGACACGGUUCGAGGAAGGCAGUCGGCCGGGCCAGGGCACCCCUGGGGAUCCCGAGCCCGUGUGUGUGCCCAUUGCCGUGGCUGAGUCAGACACAGAUGACCAGGAGGAGGACGAGGAGAAUAGCCUGGGCACAGAGGAGGAGUCCAGCAAGCAGCAGGAACCCCAGCCUGUGUCCGGCGGCCCAGAGGCCCUUCCAGAGCCCAGGGCCUGCAGCCGGGUGUCAGAGACCGGCUCCUCCGAGGCCCAGGCCAGUGCGGCUCGGGCAGACUGGCGUCAGCAGCGGACAGCAGAGCCCCGGGCCCCAGGGUGCAGUGAGGCCCACGAGGACAGUUACUCUGAGGGGAGCACGGCGGACAUGACCAACACCGCUGACCUCCUGGAGCAGAUCCCCGACCUCGGCGAGGACGACAAGGACCCAGAGGACUGCUUCACCGAAGGCUGUGUUCGGCGCUGUCCCUGCUGCACUGUGGACACCACGCAGGCCCCAGGGAAGGUCUGGUGGCGACUGCGCAAGACCUGCUACCACAUCGUGGAGCACAGCUGGUUCGAGACAUUCAUCAUCUUCAUGAUCCUGCUCAGCAGCGGAGCUCUGGCCUUCGAGGACAUCUACCUGGAGGAGCGGAAGACCAUCAAGGUUCUGCUGGAAUAUGCCGACAAGCUGUUCACCUACGUCUUUGUGCUGGAGAUGCUGCUCAAGUGGGUGGCCUACGGUUUCAAGAAGUACUUCACCAACGCCUGGUGCUGGCUGGACUUCCUCAUCGUGGACGUCUCGCUGAUCAGCCUGGUGGCCAACACGCUGGGCUUCUCCGAGAUGGGCCCCAUCAAGUCGCUGCGGACGUUGCGGGCCCUCCGGCCCCUGCGAGCCCUGUCACGGUUUGAGGGCAUGAGGGUUGUAGUCAAUGCCCUGGUGGGUGCCAUCCCGUCCAUCAUGAACGUCCUCCUCGUCUGCCUCAUCUUCUGGCUCAUCUUCAGCAUCAUGGGCGUGAACCUCUUCGCGGGGAAGUUUGGGAGGUGCAUCAACCAGACCGAGGGGGACCUGCCUUUAAACUACAGCAUCGUGAACAACAAGAGCGACUGUGAGUCCUUCAACAUGACCGGCGAAUUGUACUGGACCAAGGUGAAAGUCAACUUUGACAACGUGGGGGCUGGGUACCUGGCCCUCCUGCAGGUGGCAACAUUUAAAGGCUGGAUGGACAUUAUGUAUGCAGCUGUGGACUCCAGAGGGUAUGAAGAGCAGCCCCAGUGGGAAUACAACCUCUACAUGUACAUCUACUUUGUCGUGUUCAUCAUCUUUGGGUCUUUCUUCACCCUGAACCUUUUCAUCGGUGUCAUCAUUGACAACUUCAACCAACAGAAGAAAAAGUUAGGGGGCCAGGACAUCUUCAUGACAGAGGAGCAGAAGAAGUACUACAAUGCCAUGAAGAAGCUGGGCUCCAAGAAGCCCCAGAAGCCCAUCCCCCGGCCCCUGAACAAGUACCAGGGCUUCAUAUUCGACAUUGUGACCAAGCAGGCCUUCGAUGUCUCCAUCAUGUUUCUCAUCUGCUUGAACAUGGUGACCAUGAUGGUGGAGACGGACGACCAGAGCUCCGAGAAGGUCAACAUCUUGACCAAGAUCAACCUGCUCUUCGUAGCCAUCUUCACGGGCGAGUGCAUCAUCAAGAUGGCUGCCCUGCGGCACUACUACUUCACCAACAGCUGGAACAUCUUCGACUUCGUGGUGGUCAUCCUCUCCAUCGUGGGCACUGUGCUCUCGGACAUCAUCCAGAAGUAUUUCUUCUCCCCGACGCUCUUCCGAGUCAUCCGCCUGGCCCGCAUCGGCCGCAUCCUCAGGCUGAUCCGCGGGGCCAAGGGGAUCCGCACGCUGCUCUUUGCCCUCAUGAUGUCCCUGCCUGCCCUCUUCAACAUCGGGCUGCUGCUCUUCCUCGUCAUGUUCAUCUACUCCAUCUUCGGCAUGGCCAACUUCGCUUACGUCAAGUGGGAAGCUGGCAUCGACGACAUGUUCAACUUCCAGACCUUCGCCAACAGCAUGCUGUGCCUCUUCCAGAUCACCACGUCGGCUGGCUGGGAUGGUCUCCUCAGCCCCAUCCUCAACACGGGGCCCCCCUACUGCGACCCCGAUCUGCUCAACAGCAAUGGCUCCCGGGGAAACUGUGGGAGCCCAGCCGUGGGCAUCCUCUUCUUCACCACCUACAUCAUCAUCUCCUUCCUCAUCGUGGUCAACAUGUACAUCGCCAUCAUCCUGGAGAACUUCAGCGUGGCCACGGAGGAGAGCACCGAGCCCCUGAGCGAGGACGACUUCGACAUGUUCUACGAGAUCUGGGAGAAGUUCGACCCGGAGGCCACCCAGUUCAUCGAGUACUCGGCCCUGUCGGACUUCGCCGACGCCCUGUCUGAGCCUCUCCGCAUCGCCAAGCCCAACCAGAUAAACCUCAUCAACAUGGACCUGCCCAUGGUGAGCGGGGACCGCAUCCACUGCAUGGACAUCCUCUUUGCCUUCACCAAGAGGGUCCUAGGGGAGUCUGGGGAGAUGGACGCCCUGAAGAUCCAGAUGGAGGAGAAGUUCAUGGCGGCCAACCCAUCCAAGAUCUCCUACGAGCCCAUCACCACCACACUCCGGCGUAAGCACGAGGAGGUGUCGGCCACCGUCAUCCAGCGGGCCUUCCGGAGGCACCUGCUGCAGCGCUCCCUGAAGCACGCCUCCUUCCUCUUCCGCCAGCAGGGCGGCGGCCUGUCCGAGGAGGACGCGCCUGAGCGGGAGGGCCUCAUCGCCUGCAAGAUGAAUGCGAACUUCUCCCGGAGCCUGGGCCCACUCUCCAGCUCCUCCGUCUCCUCCACGUCCUUCCCACCUUCCUAUGACAGUGUCACCCGGGCCACCAGCGAUAACGCCCAGGCGCGGGUGUCCGACUACAGCCACAGCGAAGGUCCUGCGACCCCCGACGGGGGCCGGGAGUCUAUCGUGUGAGCCUCGCCCACUGGCCAGGACACGGAGAGGCAGCCGUUGCCUUGAGGCAAACCCAAGCCAGCGUCUGCUGGGCCUCCCUCGCUCUGAGCUUCAGGAGAGAGAGGAGGCUCAGCCCCGUGGGUCAGCAAGGCCGAGUUCCAGGGCACCCGUGUUGAGGGUCCGGAGCCACUGGCCCAGCCGGCCGCUCAGGACGCCUGUCCCUCCCGGGAGGCCCCACCACCCCAGUGGCCUGGCCCGGGGCUCUGGCGAGCAGCUGCUGAGAUGGAAUAGGAAACUGAGACUGUAUGUGUUGUGAAUGGGCUUUCAUACAUUUAUUAUAUUUGAUAUUUUUUUACUUGCGCAAAGAACUAACGUUUUUCCCGUGGAUGUUGGCAGCACCUCACACUUGCCUCUUCUGAACGCUGAACAAGGGUGUGCACGUGGCUGCUGGAAGUGCAUUCUCAAAGCAGAAGCGGAAUC